GUCUAGGGUUAAAAACCCUAAAGAAUAUUAUCAAUAAUCUAAUUAACAACACAGCAACUUACUAAAAGAAUAAGAAGAAAACCUUGACCUGCGUAAACUUACCCAACCAAAUGAAUCUGAGAUGGAGAUGGAGAUGGCGACGGCGAUGGGUGCGACGGCGAUUGCUGGAACUAGAGGCUGAGAAUGCCAAGUUUUCAUCUCAACUUGCAAACUGUCGCUGUCAUGAGAAAGAGGACAAGCGUUCUGCUGUAAGUUGUGAUAGUUCACUGGAGACAAGCAGGAAAUCAAACUCUGGAAGUAAGAAGAUCACCAAGGAGAUAGUAAAAGAGAAAGUGCCAGGUUAUGACACAAGGAUCAUGAAUCACCACUGCAAGAGAUAUGUUGCUCUGAAAGUCAUGUACUUUGGGCAGAGGUUUUAUGGUUUUGCUGCAGAGGCACAAAUGGAUCCAACUAUUGAGUCUGAAAUUUUUAAAGCUCUUGAAAAGACAAGGCUUUUAGUCGGUGACAAGAAGGAAUCACAUUACUCCAGAUGUGGUAGGACAGACAAGGGAGUAUCUGCUGUUGGGCAAGUGAUCGCUCUCUAUUUACGAUCAAACCUCAAGGAAACAUGUGAGAACAAUGAAGGUUCGAGAAAAAUGGUUUUCAAAGAGCAAUAUGAAGGUGAAAUCGAUUAUGUGAGGGUGUUGAAUCGAGCCCUUCCGGAUGAUAUUCGAGUUUUUGGCUGGUGUCCUGUUCCAUUGGGUUUCAAUGCGAGGUUUAGCUGUUUGGGCAGGGAGUAUUAUUAUUUAUUUUGGGGAGAAAAUCUGAAUCUCUUGGCUAUGGAGAGUGCUGGUAGGAAAUUUAUUGGCGAGCAUGACUUCAGAAACUUCUGUAAAAUGGAUGCACUAAAUGUACACAACUAUAGGCGGAAAGUCACUUCAUUUGCAAUCUCUCCUUGUGAUGUGAGGUGUGAUGAGAACCAGCUUUGGGCUAUCAAAAUUAAAGGUAGUGCUUUCCUCUGGCACCAAGUUCGAUGCAUGGUUGCUGUACUAUUCUUGAUCGGCCAAGGUCAUGAAUCUCCUGAUGUGAUAGAUGCGUUAUUGGAUACUGACAGAAUCCCCAGAAAACCUCAAUACAGCAUGGCCCCGGAAAUCCCGUUGGUUCUUCAGUCUUGUGAAUUUGAGGGUCUCAACUUCACUUGUUCGUCAGAUUCUAUGCAAGCUUUGCGUGUACACUUGGCAAAUGAAUGUCAAAAUUAUCAUCUCAAAGCAGCAAUCUUCCACGAGGCUCUGCAGAGCUGUUUGCCAAUAGAAAAAGAUCAGAGAUCCUUGGAUAAUGGAACAGUCAAGAAAAAAUCUUCCCAUGUCCCUCUCAUGUCACGGCCAACUGAGCCAUCGUAUGAAGAGAGACGUGCCAAAUUAAACACACGACAUAAAGACUGAAGAGUUCAUUAAUAUUAUAUCUGGAGAUUACAAAAGUAUAGCAGAUUCUACCAUUGAACUGCAGUAUGUUGUAUUGAUAAAUUAUUUGUUUCAUUUGCAUAAAUGUUGCUAUAUGAUUUUGUUAUCAAUGUAAUUUUCUUACUAGCGAUUUUUUUCGUUACUUUUUCUGUUAGGGGGAAUGCAUUUAACACA
Prunus mume (Japanese apricot) is the source of this 1613-nucleotide messenger RNA. Its product is annotated as Pseudouridine synthase family protein. The record is from RefSeq and is a predicted model, not a curated record. Gene Ontology annotation, cellular component: nucleus; cytoplasm. Gene Ontology annotation, molecular function: pseudouridine synthase activity; RNA binding. Lineage: Eukaryota; Viridiplantae; Streptophyta; Magnoliopsida; Rosales; Rosaceae. Gene Ontology annotation, biological process: mRNA pseudouridine synthesis; tRNA pseudouridine synthesis.